AUGAAAGCCUUUCCCUACUCCGCCAUUGCAGCUGUCUUGUCAGCAAGCAGCACCUUUGUGGGCGGACUCGCCGCCAACGUCACCAUUUACCAACCCAGCGUCGCAUUUGUACCAACACCACUCCCGGCUCCAGGUCCAGCCAGCAACUUCGAAGCCAUCAUCGAACAGUUCAACCUGCUCGGACGCACAACGGCAUGGAACCUGGUCAAGAAGAUCAAGUUUGAAGGCGACACCGGCGAGCCCGAGGGCAUGGUCAACCUGGGCGAGGAGCGCUACAUCCUCGGCGGCGGCCAAUGGACCAACAAGACGGUCUCGUACGGCAAAAACGUCAUCAUCAACGGCACCGACCGCACGCCUGGAUCUGGCUACGCGCACUUGACCGUGUACGACGGGCAAGGCAAGCGCAUCGCCGACGCGACCCUGACCGAGCCGGGCGCCAUCGAAUACCACAUCGGCGGCAUCGAGUACGACGGCGAGAAGAUCUGGGCCACCAUCGCCCAGUACCGACCCAACACCACCGCGACCAUUGUCUCCGUGGACCCCACGACGCUGGAAGACCAGAACGUCUUCCACUAUGCAGACCACCUCGGUGGCAUCGUGCACGACACCCAGAAACUGGAACUCAGCACGUUGAACUGGGGCGCGCGCAACGCUUCAGUCUGGGACUUGAAGACCGCCCCCGGAGCAGCCUGCCCGUACCCGGCAUUCAGCCAGCCGAAAUCCGUGGCCAGGAAUCCGACUUACUUUGUCGACUAUCAGGACUGCAAGUUCCUAGGUUAUUCCCAGGUAUACGCCGGCCGUCCGACCAUGAUGUGCUCGGGUGUCGCGACGUACUCGAACAACGUGACCGUCGGGGGCAUCGCCAUCGUCGACACAGAGACAAUGGUGCCGUACUCCGAGGUGCCCGUGACCCUGGUCAGCGAUCUGGGGACGCCGAUCACCCAGAAUCCUUUCGACGUCGCGCUUGUGAACGGGAGAAUGCGUCUGUAUUUUUUGCCCGACCAGCGCAACUCGACCUUGUACGUCUACGAGGCCGAGGAGGAGAGUCCGUAUGAGUAUUAA
Molecule: messenger RNA, 1062 nt
Organism: Exophiala spinifera
Lineage: Eukaryota; Fungi; Ascomycota; Eurotiomycetes; Chaetothyriales; Herpotrichiellaceae
Exons: 2
Coding region: 1-1062 (353 amino acids)
Source: RefSeq, a predicted model, not a curated record